This is a messenger RNA of Nematostella vectensis (starlet sea anemone), 1429 nucleotides long. RefSeq lists its product as uncharacterized. Bases 346 to 846 code for a protein of 166 amino acids. Lineage: Eukaryota; Metazoa; Cnidaria; Anthozoa; Actiniaria; Edwardsiidae. The record is from RefSeq and is a predicted model, not a curated record. The transcript has 2 exons.
AACGUGAUGCCUCAUUACAGGUCAGACCUAAAUUACAUUGACCGCUAAACAUUUAAGAAUUUUACACUUAAACAAGGGACGGGAGGAAUAAUAAAUCAACUCCCUCCCCCGACAAGGCGAGAAAAACAGACCGGAAAAUGGUCGCACCCAACUGCAUCAUCAAAUAUGUGGGGUUCACUCAAACCGGAAGUGGUGAAAUUCUAUCCCCCCGCUGUAUCAAGUUUUAUAUAAUGAUCGCCUCUCCCCGUCGGAAUUCAUUCAAGUCACAUCUCUGAGAGACGAGACGUUCUACAAACCACAUUUUUAACUUCUUUCAAGCAUCUUGAUUUUUUGUUCUGCUGCAACAUGGGUUCGACCGCGCUGAGAAAUCUACUUGUACUUUGCGUGGUGCUGGGAUUCGCUCAGAAUGUCUACUCGCUCAAGUGCUACCAGUGCUACAAUGAGACACGUGAUGGCUGCGAGGAGAACGAGAAGGUAGUCCAGUGUUCUGAUGGAACUGCGUGCGCAUACAUUCAACUGGUGCUGACCUUUGACUACGGUGGCGGUGCCAAGAUCAACAAAGACUCUUACAUGAAAAACUGCUUCGUUCCAAGUGCAAAUUGCUCGUCGUUUUUUAAUGAAACGCAAACCCUGACUGUCAAAAGCUGCAUUUACAUUAAAAACAAAUGCUCAAAAGAUUACUGCAACGGCGUGGCGCCCACAACAGUAAUGACCAGCGGUACGGGUAUGACGGCAGGGACCACAGGAAGACCAAAUAAAGUGACUUCGCCUAACAAUAGCGUGCCUGGAAUUGUGGGUAGCACAUUUACAGUAUUGCUGCUUUGGAGUGCCACGUGGUUAUUAUAAGGACUUAUGAACUCUGUUAAUAAUGUUACUAUUUUCAUUGAAGAAAGCGAUUCUUUUCUGUUUGUGCAUAUACUAGGCCCCCCGAGUGGUCUUUGGCGAGCACUUGCGAGCACCCCGUUUUUUAUGCGAGACAUUUUUAGUUGUUGAAUAAAUCGAGCAGCAGCGAGAACAUCGAGAAAUACAAUGCGAGCACGGUGUAAAAAAAUUGCGCGAGCGUGCGAGCAUUAGCCGGAAACUGCGAGCACUUCGAAAUUUCGGGGGGCCAUUCGGGGGCCCUUAUAUUUUUGCUCCAUGAAUGAAGAAGCAUUUUUUAAAUUGAGUUAAGAUUUUUAUCUCUUUUUAAAACUUUCUAAAGCUUUAUGACUGUAUCAUUUGAUUACCACGAUGUCAUGGUUGUUUGCCUAUUUAUUCCAUUACUCUAUACACACACUAUACACCUCUAGUUUCUAUACUUUAUAUAGUUUACUCAAUUCUGGAGGGGAGAAAUCUGUUUCAAAGACCUAGAGCUCAGCACAGUUUACAGGAUCUCUUGCAGUUCUCCCGUACGUAUUGGUGCCAACUACAGUACUGCUUAAACCACUGA